AUGAUACCACCAACACCCUCCUCAGGGUGGAACUUCCUCCUCUUGCUGGUGCUUCCCUUCGUCCAACUUGUAUCCGGUUCAGCCACACGAGUGGAUAGACGAGCCAUCCUAGAACCCGACGCAAAAGUCCCGCCACCCCGACCGGAUUUCCAAUCCCUAAGCCGCGGUCCCUCCUCCCUCAGCUUCCCUCCCUCCUUACCAUCCAACUCCCACUCAUCCCCAACCCACCCGCGACCAAAACCAAAACCUUUCAAACCCGCAACAUCCUUCGAAUUCUCUACCGACGACACACCCGCCGCGGACGAAUGGACCGACCGCCGCGUUCCCUCCGCCUACCUCGCCCCCCACAUCGAGCCCGCAUCAGUGAAUGUUGAGAACUCGAUCGGGAAUGGUGCCGGUGUUGAGAGCUCCAUCGGGAACGGUGCCGGUACGACUAUCCCCUUCACGCGUUGGGGGGCGUUUUUGCCGAAAGGAACUGCGAUGUUGGGUGCUAUUGGGGAGGGAAGGGAACGGUGGGGUGGAGGUGGGAUUAUGAAGGGGUUUACGGGGGGAGAGGGUGGGAAGGGGAGCAGGUUGGUGCCUGCGAGGCCGGUUGUGGGAUAUUUCGGAGGGGUGGUGGGUUGA
Molecule: messenger RNA, 624 nt
Organism: Fimicolochytrium jonesii
Lineage: Eukaryota; Fungi; Chytridiomycota; Chytridiomycetes; Spizellomycetales; Powellomycetaceae
Exons: 2
Coding region: 1-624 (207 amino acids)
Source: RefSeq, a predicted model, not a curated record